Bufo gargarizans (Asiatic toad) is the source of this 689-nucleotide messenger RNA. Its product is annotated as glycine N-methyltransferase-like. Gene Ontology annotation, biological process: S-adenosylmethionine metabolic process; protein homotetramerization; regulation of gluconeogenesis. Gene Ontology annotation, cellular component: cytosol. The record is from RefSeq and is a predicted model, not a curated record. Gene Ontology annotation, molecular function: identical protein binding; glycine N-methyltransferase activity; glycine binding. The coding region runs from base 147 to 674 and encodes 175 amino acids. NCBI's taxonomy places the organism in Eukaryota, Metazoa, Chordata, Amphibia, Anura, Bufonidae. The transcript is spliced from 3 exons.
UGGAUGUUACGGGGGUGUCAGGCCCGUCUGGGCAGGGAUUGGCAGGGUGUAAUCAGCCUGUGCUGACGCUGCAGACACAGAGACUGCCAGACACAUGCUGUGUAACCCACAGGAGUAAGGUGUCACUUAUAGCUCAGGUAAGUACAAUGGUGGACAGCGUGUACAGGACGCGGUCCCUCGGAGUGGCAGCUGAAGGCCUUCCAGAUCAGUACGCUGAUGGGCAAGCAGCUCGAGUCUGGCAUUACUACAUUGGAGACAAGAGAGGCCGCACAGAUGAGUAUCGCACAUGGAUCCUGUCCCUGCUGCACACACACAACUGCCGGACGGUGCUGGAUGUCGCCUGUGGCACUGGGGUGGACUCGGAGAUGUUGGUAGAAGAAGGAUUCUCGGUGGUCAGUGUUGAUGCCAGUGAUAAAAUGUUGAAGUAUGCCUUGAAGACUCGCUGGAACAGAAGAAAAGAGCCCGCAUUUGACAAGUGGGUAAUCGAGGAGGGUAACUGGCUGUCUCUGGAUCAGGCCAUCUCUCGCCCUGGAUUGGGAUUUGAUGCUGUCAUUUGCCUGGGGAAUUCAUUUGCACAUCUUCCGGAUUUUAAAGGUAUCACUUUCCCCCUUACAAAGAAUGGUUUAACCCAACUAUACAGACGGUACAGGGUGGGACUGGUCCAUACGGUGUAACGGGUGAAGCACUGG